CCGUUUGGGACGCGCCCCGCUCUCCGGGAGCCACCCGCAGCUCGUUUCUCCUUCACUACUGCCUAAUGAAUCUGGAGACUGUGGAGUGGCGAUGCCGGUCAGAAGUGUCCCCGUCCGAGAGCCGGCGUUCCCCGGCAGGUUACUGCAGCAGUAUCUGGUUUUAUUAAAGAAAUACCCCAUUAUCACCAAGUCGGUCACCAGUGGCGUUCUCUCAGCGCUCGGGAACCUCCUCUCUCAGUACUUGGAGUCAAAGAAAAAGCGCAAACAAGGCCGUCCAGCGAAGGAGGUGGACCUUUAUGGACCCGUCCGGUUUGCUGUGUAUGGGCUGGUCAUAACAGGUCCGGUCAGUCACUACUUCUACCACCUGCUGGAGGCGCUGUUCCCAGCCACGGAGCCCUACUGCAUGCUGAAGCGCCUGCUGCUGGAGCGCCUCAUUAUCGCCCCUGCCUUCCUCCUGCUGUUCUUCGUGGUGAUGAAUGCUCUGGAGGGUAAGACUGCUGCAGACCUCCAGGACAAAAUGAAAACACGGUUCUGGACUGCACUCAAGAUGAACUGGAAGGUCUGGACGCCGUUUCAGUUCAUCAACAUCAACUACGUUCCUGUACAGUUUCGGGUGCUGUUUGCCAACAUGAUUGCCUUGUUCUGGUACGCCUACCUCGCAUCUGUCAGGAAAUGACAUCUAAGCAGGGUUUAGGGAGCAAACACUCUUUAAACAAUAAAAAGGGUUCUUUAAGGGUUCUUUAGUAAAAAAGAAUGCUACUAAAUAGAACCAUGAGUUCUGUGGUGAGAACCGUGGUUCUUUAGAUGCUGAAAAGAUUCUUCAGCUUGAUAGUGAAUUGUAUGUGGCUCUGUAUACAACCUUAUUUCCAAAAAAAUAUGUAAAUAAAAGCAGAAUGCACUGACUGGCAGAUCAUUUAAACCCUAUAUUCAAUUGAAAAUAGUGCAAAGACAGCAUGUCAAAUGUUGAAAUUGAGAAAUUUUGUUUUUUGAAAAAUAUUUGCCCAUUUUGAAUUUGAUGCCAACACCACAAUCCAAAAAAGUUGGGACGGGGUCCCUGUUUACCCCUGUGCUUCAUCGUUUCUGCUUUUAGCAACACUCUGUAAGCGUUUGGGAACUGAGGAGACACUGCUGUAGUUUUUUAAAGUGAAAUGUUUUGUUAUUCUUGCUUGAUAUAAGAUUUCAGCUUAACAAUUCAGGCUGCCUUUUGUUGCGUUUUUUUUUUUUGUUGUUUCAUAAAAUGGCAAUUGUUAUUAGUGGGGAAAGGUCUGGACAGCAGGCAGGUCAGUUUAAAACCCAGACUCUUUAAUACGGAGCAAUGCUGUUGUAAUAUAUGCAGGAAGUGGUUUUACAUUGUCUUGCUGAAAUAAGUAAGCCUUCCCUGAAAAAGACGUCAUUUGGAUGGCAGUAUAUAUCAUCAGCAUUAAUGGUGUCUUCAAAGAUAUGCACUACGGCAUACAAUACCGUCACAGAUGCUGGCUUUUAAACUGUGCACUGAUAACAAGCCGGAUGAUUCCUCUCCUCUUUAGCUCAGAUGAUGCGGAAUCUAUGAUUUCCAAAAAGAAUUUCAAAUGUUGAUUCGUCGGACCACAGGACCCUUUUCCACUUCGUCUAUUUUAAAUGAGCUUGGGCCCAGAGAAGGUGGCAGCAUUUCUGGACCCUGUUCAUAUCUGGUUUCUUCAUUGUGUUUUAGAGUUUUAACUGCAGUGAUGAAGUGUUUUCUCAGACAGUGGUUUCUAAAGUGUUCCUGAGGCUAUGCAGUGAUUUCCACUACAGGAUCGUGUCUGUUUUAAAUACAGUGCCUCCUGAAGCCUCUCUGUGAUGCUCGUUUUAUACCCAGUCGUUACUGACCUGUUGCCAAUUAACCUAAUUAGUUGUGAAAUGUUGCACCAGGUGAUUUUUUUUUUUUAGCAUUACACAACUUUACCAAUCUAUUGCUGGCCAUGUCCCAACUGUUUUGAAACCCAUUUGCUUGUGUCAAAUUGAAAUUGGGCGUGUAUUUUUCAUACCAUUUCUCAGCUUCAACAUCUCUAUUAUUUUAUUAUUUACUAUUUUCAGUUAAACAUGGGGCGUAAAUGAUUGGUUCAUCACUGCAUUUCUGUUUUUGUUUACGUUUUGCACAGCAUCCCAACUUUUUUGGAAAUGGGGUUGUACAACUUUUCGGGAAAUGGCUUUUCUAUUGUUACAAGCUUGACAUUAUAACAAUAGAAGAAAGAAUUUUAGUCCUACAUAGAACCAGUUUCCAAAAGGUUCUAUUUAGAACCAUUUACAACACAUUCUCCAUCAAUCUGAAGGACCAUUUCACCAUGCAAAGAACCACGGGUCGCACCAUAGGCCUGAUGGUGCUACAUAGGACCAUAACCUGUACUGAAGAACCCUUGAAGAACCAUCUUUUGUAAGAGUGUGGGCCAGUUCUAACGAAGCCAGUUGUGCCUUUGAGAUACUGUGCUAAGUCAGGUAUGGAUGAAUCACUGCCUUCUAAUACAGAUUUUCUAGCAUCGUCUGUGGCAGGUUGCCACAGAUGUUUGUGCUAGACGAGAGUUUACCUGAUCUUCCUCCAAUUACUUUUGUUAAAUGACUGUUGAGCUGAGAGUAAUCAUUUUGGCUAAUGCUAAUGCUAAUGCUAACAUGCUUUAACUGAAUGAAGCAUUAAACAGGAUUAUAAUGUACAUCAUGUUUGCAGAUGGUCCACUACUAAAUAAACGUGUGAAUGUUUUUAAUAAAAAUAAUAAUUUAUUUGACUGUUUAAAAGAUGUUGAAUACAAACGGUUGUUGGAACGAUCAAAUGCAUUAAAAUGAGCUAUUCUUGUCAUCAUAGUGCAUGAAA
This is a messenger RNA of Pygocentrus nattereri (red-bellied piranha), 2824 nucleotides long. RefSeq names its product peroxisomal membrane protein 2 (gene pxmp2). Gene Ontology annotation, cellular component: cytoplasm; membrane. NCBI's taxonomy places the organism in Eukaryota, Metazoa, Chordata, Actinopteri, Characiformes, Serrasalmidae. The transcript is spliced from 5 exons. The record is from RefSeq and is a predicted model, not a curated record. The coding region runs from base 92 to 676 and encodes 194 amino acids.